Messenger RNA from Chelonia mydas (Green sea turtle), 4594 nucleotides. It is a transcript of the gene POLG, whose product is annotated as DNA polymerase gamma, catalytic subunit. Gene Ontology annotation, molecular function: 3'-5' exonuclease activity; DNA binding; DNA-directed DNA polymerase activity. The transcript has 23 exons. The record is from RefSeq and is a predicted model, not a curated record. Gene Ontology annotation, biological process: mitochondrial DNA replication. The coding region runs from base 420 to 4049 and encodes 1209 amino acids. Gene Ontology annotation, cellular component: mitochondrion; gamma DNA polymerase complex. Lineage: Eukaryota; Metazoa; Chordata; Testudines; Cheloniidae.
GGGGGGGAGACCCUGGGGGAUGAAGGGAGUUCCCCUUUGCAGAAGGGGAGGCUGAGACAUGUAAGGGCGGGUUUGAGGGGAAGCUGAGACCCGUUGUGGUUCUGGGAGAGGAGAUUGGCAGAGAGAUCCCUGCAGGGUAGGGACGGUCCCAUGGAUGGUAGGGAAAAGCCAAAGGGGAGGAGCUUUGUGAUGGGAUGCAUGGGGUUUCGUUGAUCCAUGGUAGGGUGGAGUGAGCUUCUGGAAUGGGAUAAGCCAGGUAGUUGCAAAAAGAAAAGGAGUACUUGUUGCACCUUAGAGACUAACCAAUUUAUUUGAGCAUAAGCUUUCGUGAGCUACAGCUCACUUCAUCAGAUGCAGACCUGUCCCACCAAAAAGGGCAGACUCUUGCCCGUUCUCCAUGUUACUAAAGUUUUUUGAAGAUGACACAUUUGCUCUGGAGGAAGUCAAUAGCACAUCUGUUUCCAUCACUGAGAGCCAGGCAGCGGAGAUGUGCCUCAGGUUCUUCUGCCAGUCGCCCGGUGCAAGAGGAGGUUAUGCAAGAUUCUGGUACCAGUCAACGGCGAAUGAACCCACUAAACAUCCAGAUGCUGUCCAAGGUUCUUCACGAGCAGAUUUUCCGGGGUGCUCAGGUGCAGUACUCAGAUGCUGACAUCAAGAGGAGUGUGGAACAUCUGCAGAAGCAUGACCUGUGGGGCAAAGAGACAGACACGCUCCCUGAUGUGGAGCUGCAGCUGCCCCGCAUGUAUGGGAGCGAUCUUGAUGAGCACUUCCGAAUUCUGGCGCAGAAGCAGAGCCUUCCUUACUUGGAAACUGCUAAUCAGCUGCUCCACUGUGAGGUGCCCCCCAUGCCCUCACAGUGGGCUUGGGAAGUUGGUUGGACACAGUAUGGACCCAAUGGUGAGAGGAAGGCUGUAGACUUCCCUGAAGAACGAGCCUUGGUAUUUGAUGUUGAAGUGUGCAUGGCAGAAGGCCGUUGCCCAACACUGGCAGUGGCUGUUUCUCCAAGUGCCUGGUACUCCUGGUGCAGUAAGCGGCUGCUAGAAGAACGCUAUACCUGGUCCAGCCAGCUGACUCUGGCUGACUUUAUCCCACUAGAAACUGCUCUGAACUCAAGCUGUCUCGCCAAACAGGACUGGACAGAGAGAUUGGUGGUGGGUCACAAUGUCGCCUUUGAUCGAGCACACAUUAAAGAGCAGUACUUGAUCCAAGGCUCCCGAAUGCGUUUCCUGGACACCAUGAGCAUGCACAUGGCCAUCUCAGGGCUGACGGGAUUUCAGCGCAGCCUCUGGAUGGCUGCUAAGCAUGGCAAGAGGAAGGGAUUGCAGCAGGUCAAACAGCACAUGAAGAAAACACGCAGCAAAACUGAAGGGCCUGCAAUUGGCUCAUGGGACUGGGUGAACAUCAGCAGUAUUAACAACCUUGCAGACGUGCAUGACCUGUACGUUGGGGGUGAGCCGCUGGAGAAAGAGGCCCGUGAACUGUUUGUCAAGGGGAGCAUGAGUGACAUCAGACAGAACUUCCAGGAACUGAUGAAGUACUGUGCCCUUGAUGUCCAAGCCACUCAUGAAGUGUUCCAGAAGCAGCUGCCACUCUUCAUGGAGAGAUGCCCACAUCCUGUGACCUUUGCAGGGAUGCUGGAAAUGGGCGUUUCUUACCUGCCUGUCAAUCAGAACUGGGAGAGGUACUUGGAUGAGACUCAGGACACCUAUGAGGAGCUGCAGAAAGAGAUGAAGAAAUCCCUGAUGAACCUGGCCAACGAUGCCUGUCAGCUGCUUUAUGAAGAGAGGUAUAAGGAUGACCCCUGGCUAUGGGACCUGGAAUGGGACCUACAGGAAUUUAAGCAGAAGAAGAAGAAAACAGUAAGGAAGAAAAAUGAAGAUGUAAACAGCGAGCCAGCCAAAGUGGUGGAAAAACCGUCUGCCCUAGAGUGGCAGGAAGAUCCUGGUCCCCCCAGUGAAGAGGAAGAGCUGAGAGUCCCUGAGAGCUGGGCCUUCCUGGAGCGUCUGAAGGAGACUAUCAGUUUGCUACCAAAGAGAACCCAGCACCUGCCAGGCCACCCGGGAUGGUACCGUAAACUCUGCCCACGCCUGAAUGAUCCAGAUUGGGUGCCAGGUCCCAGUCUCAUGAGCCUUCAGAUGAGAGUGACACCAAAGCUAAUGAGACUAACCUGGGAUGGUUUCCCACUGCAUUACUCUGAGAAGCAUGGCUGGGGCUACUUGGUGCCAGGGAGGAAGGACAAUUUGCCAAAGGAUCUCUCAGAGACAGAAGAGCCAUCCUGCCCACACAGAGUUAUUGAGCAUCUGUAUAAGGAGCAUUGUAAGGAGAGAGGGAAUGAGCAGCCUGGCUCACUGAACACCUGCCUUGAAGAGGAGCUCAUGUUAACAGACAACAGCACUAUCUGGCAACAGGUGGAGGAGCUGAGCCGGUUGGAGAUGGAUACUGAUCUGGAAGCUGAAUCAGACAGAACAGCUAAAGGGCCCAGACAGGGAGAGACUGCUUACCUGGAACUGGAGUGUGCGGAGAGCCAGCCUAUAUAUCACCAUGGCAAUGGCCCUUACAAUGAUAUCAACAUCCCUGGCUGCUGGUUCUUCAGGCUGCCUCAUAAGGAUGGGAAUGACAACAACGUUGGAAGCCCUUUUGCCAAGGAUUUUUUGCCCAGGAUGGAGGAUGGCACCCUACGGGCCGGCACUGGGGGCACUGACGGGACGAGGGCCCUUGAAAUUAACAAAAUGAUCUCGUUCUGGAGGAACGCUCACAAGCGAAUCAGCUCCCAGCUGGUUGUGUGGCUGAAGAAAGGGGAGCUGCCUCGAUCAGUAACUAGACAUCCGGACUAUGACGAGGAGAGUAAUUAUGGAGCCAUCCUGCCGCAGGUGAUAACAGCAGGGACCAUCACUCGUCGGGCUGUGGAACCCACCUGGCUGACUGCCAGCAAUGCCCGGGCUGACCGGGUAGGCAGCGAGCUUAAAGCCAUGGUCCAGGUCCCUCCGGGCUACUACCUUGUUGGAGCAGAUGUGGAUUCCCAGGAGCUCUGGAUAGCUGCUGUCCUCGGGGAGGCUCAUUUUGCUGGCAUGCAUGGCUGUACUGCAUUUGGCUGGAUGACUCUGCAGGGGAAGAAGAGCAACGCCACAGACCUGCACAGCAAGACGGCCUCUACAGUGGGGAUCAGCCGGGAGCAUGCCAAAGUCUUCAACUACGGGCGCAUCUAUGGGGCAGGCCAGCCCUUCGCAGAGCGCCUGCUUAUGCAGUUUAACCACCGGCUGACGCAGCAGCAGGCAGCUGAGAAGGCUCGGCAGAUGUAUGCAGUCACCAAGGGGAUCCGGCGGUAUCACCUUUCUGAGGAAGGGGAGUGGCUAGUGAGAGAGCUGGGCUUACCAGUGGAGAGGGCAGAGGACGGUUCUGUGUCUUGGCAGGACGUGCGAAGGAUACGGAGAGAAACCACGAAGAGGUCGCACAGGAAAAAGUGGGAUGUGGUAUGCCAGCGUGUGUGGGCUGGAGGGACUGAGUCAGAAAUGUUCAACAAGCUGGAAAGCAUUGCUAUGUCUGCCUCACCGAGAACCCCUGUGCUGGGCUGCUGCAUCAGCAGAGCCCUGGAGCCACCUGCGGUCAAGGGCGAGUUUGUAACCAGCAGAGUGAAUUGGGUGGUGCAGAGCUCAGCUGUAGAUUACUUGCACCUAAUGCUGGUGUCCAUGAAAUGGCUCUUUGAAGAAUUCAACAUUGAUGGGCGCUUUUGCAUCAGCAUUCAUGAUGAGGUGCGCUACCUGGUCCAGGGUGAAGAUCGCUACCGGGCAGCCCUAGCCCUGCAGAUCACCAACCUCCUAACACGGUGCAUGUUUGCCUACAAGCUAGGCCUACAGGAUCUGCCUCAGUCAGUGGCUUUUUUCAGUGCUGUGGAUAUUGACCUGUGUUUAAGGAAGGAGGUGACCAUGGAUUGUGUAACUCCAUCAAAUCCAAGUGGUCUGGAGAGGAGAUAUGGCAUCCCACUAGGUGAAGCUCUGGAUAUAUAUCAGCUUAUUGAAAUAACCAAAGGCUCACUGGAGAAAAGAAAAUAGAGCUGGAGACAACCAGACUAAGACUCUCAAACAGUUAACUUAUUGGCAGGGAGUGCCAAUGCUUGUGGUCCUUGCAAGGACGGGCUCCUGGUAGUGAACCAGCCCAGUUGACAAAUCCUUGUCUUGCUCUAAGAAGAAGGGACUUGGCUGAGGGAGAAGACUCCAUUGAAGCAGCACAUUCUAAUGGCAAAGGCAGCUCCCAGAACAGUGUCCAAACAGCCUACCCAAAGCUGAACUUUUAGCUGUAAAAUACAAGGUCUUGCACAGAUUGUGCAUCAGUGGGCCAGCAUAGCUCAGGCAGCCGAGGGAGAGUACUUGUUUACCAUUGCCAGAACAAUUUCUUUAUAGGUACAGUUGUCCAGGGAAUUGCUGACAGUCUGCAAUAGAAAAGCUGUGCUGGGUGAGUGUUACUCUGACAAGAAGGCAGGAGCUCUAUUUUUUUCGUCGUCUCUUCUUUUUGGGUUCCUGGCUCUCAGCUGGCUGUUCUGCUGCAACAGUCUGGGGAGGGGGAUAUCAAUAAAAGCAUGAGUUAUGCUACUGAAAAA